UUCAGCUCAGAAUGAAACACACCAUCAUUGUCUUACUGGCUUGUAUGCUGCUCUGCACUGCAGUUCAUGCUCUGCAGUGCUUCACCUGUAAAGAUCCAGCAGACCCCUCCUGUUUAGAACAAACCCUGGAGACCUGCAGUGUUGGACAAGUGUGUUCUACAAACACCAGCAGCUCUCUGCAAUCCUCCGUUGUUAAUACCAGAGGACACAUCAGUUUUAGCAUUUGGGGAGUUGACAUUGAUAUCCGCUGGGGAAAUGACCGUAAAGCAACCGAUCCCAAUGUUGGUUCAAAUUCCAGUAUCAAUGAGAGGAUCGUGAAGGGAUGCAUGGAUGACCAUUUUUGUCAGUCAAGCCCCAAAAUAUCUUUGAAUAUCGGUUUCCAGCAAUUCACUUCUUCAUGCUGCAACUCAUCUGGCUGCAACAGUGACACUUUCUAUGAUGACCCCCACAAUGGACUUCAGUGUGCUUCUUGCACUGAUCCAGAAGAUGAUGUUUGUGAUCAGGCUGUGACCUGCCAGGGAGUUCAAGAUCGCUGUCUUAACGGCACAGUGACAGCUAGUAAUGGUCGGUCUGUGACUCUUCGAGGCUGUGUCUCCAGGAGUCUGUGUGGUUCCGGUUCUGACUCCGGUUCUGACUCCGGUUCUGACUCUGGGUCUGACUCCGGUUCUGACUCCGGUUCUGACUCUGGUUCUGACUCCGGUUCUGUGUCCUGCUGUGAGGGGAGUCUCUGUAACAGAAACAGGGCUAUGAAUGACGCCCAGCCUGUAGCACUUACGCUCCUCACUCUGCUAGUUGGGCUAACAACCACCACACUUCUACAAUCAGUUAAUCAAUGAAUAUCUUGAUUGGGGUUUCUUGUAGAUUUGCAUAUUUUCCAAUGAGGAUUGGCUCUGUGGGGAUCUGCUUCUGGGGAUUUCACUCCCUGACCUACUAGAGUACUGUGGGAUCUGUUGCUUGUUGCUCAUCAGAAGGCGGCUGAAUUGAUCAAUUCUGUAAAAAAAAAAAAAAAAGACUACUUGGUAGUGUUGGUAGUGAACAGAAACUCUUCAAAAAUGUUGCAAUGAAUUUAUUAAACUUGGAGGUUGUGUUGAGUAAAGUAAUGAUGUAAUAAUAGUGAUGUAGUAAUCUAACUUUCUUUUAAUGUAACCUAUUAGGCCGAUACAUAACCUAUUAUACAUAAGGAUACAAUCUUCGCGUUCUUCUUUUCCUGAUCUUUGUGGUCUAGGCCGGGUUACUG
Molecule: messenger RNA, 1237 nt
Organism: Coregonus clupeaformis (lake whitefish)
Lineage: Eukaryota; Metazoa; Chordata; Actinopteri; Salmoniformes; Salmonidae
Product: ly6/PLAUR domain-containing protein 3-like
Exons: 6
Coding region: 12-836 (274 amino acids)
Source: RefSeq, a predicted model, not a curated record